This is a messenger RNA of Salvelinus fontinalis (brook trout), 715 nucleotides long. RefSeq lists its product as uncharacterized. The coding region runs from base 69 to 677 and encodes 202 amino acids. The transcript is spliced from 2 exons. The record is from RefSeq and is a predicted model, not a curated record. NCBI's taxonomy places the organism in Eukaryota, Metazoa, Chordata, Actinopteri, Salmoniformes, Salmonidae.
ACCCUGAAUCCUAUACAGAGAGGGAGGUUGACUAUGAAACAGAAGCAGACUGGGAGACACCAACAGAGAUGGAGGGAGAGAGAGAACCCAUAGCAGCAGAGGGAGAGACACCAUGGGAAAGACAUAGAGAGAGGGAGAUGGUAGAAAAGAAAGGAAACGAGACAGAAGGAGAGAUAUACCAUGAUGCAGAAAGAGAGGGAGAGGAGGAGAGAAGUGGCGACUCUGAAUGGGACACGGAGGAGGACAGUGAAUACGAGAGGGAGAGAGAGGGGGAAAGGAUGGAGAUGGAGAGAGAGAGGAUAGAGCUUGAAAAAGAGAGGGAAGCAGAGCUGGAGUUGCAGAGGGAGAAAAUAGAGAGGGAGAGACAACUAGAGAGGGAGAACGUGGAAAAGGAGAGAGACCUGCAAAUGGAGAGGGAGAGUGAACUAGAGAGCGAGAGAACAGAGAUGGAGGGAGGUAGAGACCUGGACAGGGAGAGAGAGGAGUGGGAGAGACGGAGGCAGGAGAUGGAAAGAGAGAACGGAAGACAAGGAGAGUACGAGGAGGAAGGAGGAGUAAGACCCUAUCCAGGGCCAGAAUAUGACUAUUUGAAGGGUGCACCGGGUGAAAAUGGACUUCCGGGACCGAAGGUGAUUACCAAUCAUUUUCAAAUAAAACAGUGUCUUCAAAUGGAGUGAAAGAACAAGAUGUCCUGAAUCUGCCCCCAUAUCUCUAC